CGUAUACCUUGUGUACCGGAAGUAAAUGUUGAGAACUGAUGUGCAUCGGGAAUUAUUUCAGCCCACGGUGUGAAAGAAGAUGGACACACUACAUAAACUAAAACAAUUUGAUGCCUAUCCGAAAACUCUUGAGGAUUUCCGAAUUAAAACAUGCGGUGGAGCUACGGUCACCAUCAUAAGUGGUCUCAUCAUGUUGAUCCUGUUCUUCUCAGAGUUGCAGUAUUAUCUCACUAAGGAGGUCCAUCCUGAAUUGUUUGUGGACACAUCACGAGGAGACAAACUGAAAAUCAACAUUAAUGUGAUAUUUCCUAACAUGCCGUGUGCCUAUCUCAGCAUUGAUGCCAUGGAUGUUGCUGGAGAGCAGCAGUUGGAUGUGGAACACAACCUGUUCAAGCAAAGGCUCGACAAGGAUGGCAAUCCUGUCACUACAGAGGCAGAGAAACAUGAUUUGGGACAAGAGGAAGGUGAAAUCUUUGACCCUAGUAAGCUAGAUCCUGAGCGGUGUGAAAGCUGCUAUGGAGCAGAGACAGAGGAUUUGAAGUGCUGUAACACCUGUGAUGACGUACGGGAAGCGUAUCGCAGGCGGGGCUGGGCCUUCAAGAACCCUGACACCAUAGAGCAGUGCAAGAGGGAGGGCUUCAGCCAGAAGAUGCAGGAGCAGAAGAACGAGGGCUGCCAGAUUUAUGGCUUUCUUGAGGUCAACAAGGUGGCAGGAAAUUUCCACUUUGCCCCUGGAAAGAGUUUCCAGCAGUCCCAUGUUCAUGUGCACGCUGUGGAAAUUCAUGAUCUGCAGAGCUUUGGACUAGACAACAUCAACAUGACUCACUUGAUCAAGCAUCUAUCCUUCGGGAGGGACUACCCUGGUAUCGUCAAUCCUCUGGAUGGCACUGAUGUUGCGGCUCCACAAGCUUCCAUGAUGUAUCAGUACUUUGUGAAGAUUGUCCCAACCAUCUAUGUGAAAUGGGAUGGAGAGGUGGUUAAAACAAACCAAUUCUCUGUAACGCGACAUGAGAAAGUAGCCAAUGGGUUGAUCGGAGACCAGGGCCUACCUGGUGUGUUUGUAUUAUAUGAACUCUCCCCUAUGAUGGUCAAAUUCACAGAGAAACAGAGAUCAUUCACUCAUUUUCUUACAGGACUGUGUGCCAUCGUAGGAGGUGUAUUUACAGUGGCUGGACUAAUUGAUUCCUUGAUCUACCACUCGGCAAAAGCCAUCCAGAAGAAGAUUGAACUGGGCAAGGCAUCUUAGUGGAGUGUUUUGCACAAGGGCAAACCAGACUGUUCAUCAUUCUCCGGAAGGGCCUAUCUGUAAAAGGGAAGUGACUACAAACUGAUGCUAACUAACAUGGCAAUAAACAAAAUCAGAAUAAUCUCCCUCAAUAUGGAAAGGAAAUUUUACCGCUAACUCUCCCAUUAGUUAUUUUUGUUUUUACAUCCCUUAUCCAUACAAAGAAUGAAAGACCGACUCACUGGACAGAAGAGUGAUUUAACAGAUGUUUUUGAUCACAUUUGAUUCAUCCCCAGUCCAAGCACAUUGUAUAUCAGUUGCUUCCAAUAUACACGUAACAAAUAUAAACACAACAUGGAACAAUUUCAAAGAUUGUACUGAUUUACAGUACAUAUAAGGAAAAGUCAAUGAAAAUAAAUUCAUUAGGUGCUAAUCUGGAUUUCACAUGACUGGGAAUACUGAUAUGCAUCUGGUCAGAGAUACCUUAAAAAAAGGUAGGGGCGUGGAUCAGAACCAGUCAGUAUAUGGUGUGACCACCAUUUGCAUCAUGUAGAGCAACAUCUCUUUCGCAUAGUUAAUCAAGCUGUUGAUUGCAGUCUGUGGAAUGUUGUCCCACUCCUCUUCAAUAGCUAUGCAAAGUUACUGGAUAUUCGCAGGAACUGGAACAUGCUGUCUUAAACGUUGAUCCAGGGCAUCCCAAACAUGCACAACGGGUGACAUGUCUGAGUGUAGGCCAUGGAAGAACUGGGACAUGUUCAGCUUCCAUGAAUUGUGUACAGAUCCUUGUGACAUGGGGCUGUGCAUUAUCAUGCUGAAACAGGAGUGACAAUGGACCUCAGGAUCUUGCAUUCAACUUGCAAUCGGUGAGAAAAAAAGAAGAAACCUGCUAGUAUCACUGCUCUUUAUUAAGCUUUAUGUAUCGGCCUCAAGGUCUUCAUCACUGCUUUAAAAAGCAGUUAUGUGUGUUGUCUGUAGCUUAUGCCUGCCGAAACCAUAACCCCACCGCCACCAUGGGGUACUCGGCAAACCACUCACCCACAACGCCAUGCACGCUGUCUGCCAUCUGCCCGGUACAGUUGAAAUCGGGCUUCAUCCAUGAAGAGCACACUUCUCCAGCGUGCCAGUGGCCACUGAAGUCAGUUACAACGCCAAACUGCAGUCAGGUCAAGACCGUGGUGAGGAUGACGUGCAUGCAGAUGAGCUUCCCUGAGACGGUUUCCGACAGUUUGUGCAGAAAUUCUUUGGUUGUGCAAACCUACAGUUUCAUCAGCUGUCUGGGCUGCUGGUCUCAGACGAUUCCACAGGUGAAGAAGCUGGAUGUGGAGGUCCUGUGCUGGCGUGGUUGCGAGGCCGGUCGGAUAUACUGCCAAAUUCUCUAAAAUAUGAACUUUACAUUUUUUUUGGCAACUGCUCUGGUGGACAUUCCUGCAGUCAUGCCAAUUGCACACUCCCUGAACUUGAGAGAUCUGUGGUUUUGUAUAAUGUAACAACACUGCACAUUUUAAGUGGCCUUUAAUUUUCCCCAGCACACGUUGUACCUUUGUAAUGAUCAUGCUGUUUAAUCAGCUUCUUGAUAUGCCACACCUGUCAGGUGGAUGGAUUAUCUUGGCAAAGGAAAAAUGCUCAAACAGUGAUGUAAACAAAUUUGUGCACAACAUUUGAGAGAAAUAAACUUUUUGUAGGCUUAUUUCUGGGAUAUUGUAUUUCCGCUCAUGAAACAUGGGACCAACACUUUACAUGUUGCGCUUAUUUUUGUUCAGUGUAUAUACCUUUCUGCCAUUCUCAUCUACCCUAAAUCUACUGUCGUGGACAUGUUUAUCCCAUCCCUUUAAUUUCUAAUCUCUUUGAUCAAUCAUGGACCCUUCAUUUACAUAAUUAUUUGUUAUGACAUUGGACCCGAGCAGGUUGAAUGUGUUUUUUAAUGUGUAUUCAUUAGUGCAAAAAGUUUUGCUAUAGAAUACUUUUUGCAACUGAAAUGAGUCUUAUUUGAAAAUUUAUUUGGGUCCCUCCCAGUUUUGUCUCGUUUGGUUCCUAGUGAAUACACCCCAGAUUGAUGGAAUCUCUGACCGUCGUUGAGUGGACUACUUAAGGAGACCAAAUGAUGCAGUUUAUUGUUCUUUUGUUGUGAUUGCACAUUUUGAGAUCCAAUUCAGGGGCCUGUGUUGAGUGAAAGUGGGGUUGAGGGAAAGUGUGUGGUGUGUGUGUGUGUGAGCGCAUGUGUACAGUUUAUUGUGUGUGUGUGUGGGAGAGGUAUUUAUAUUUUGAGAAUCCUCAACGGUUUUUAAAAUGACAAAAUAAAUGUUGAAUACACCA
Messenger RNA from Oncorhynchus keta (chum salmon), 3538 nucleotides. RefSeq names its product endoplasmic reticulum-Golgi intermediate compartment protein 3-like. Gene Ontology annotation, cellular component: endoplasmic reticulum; COPII-coated ER to Golgi transport vesicle; Golgi membrane. Gene Ontology annotation, biological process: retrograde vesicle-mediated transport, Golgi to endoplasmic reticulum; endoplasmic reticulum to Golgi vesicle-mediated transport. The transcript has 14 exons. The record is from RefSeq and is a predicted model, not a curated record. The coding region runs from base 80 to 1246 and encodes 388 amino acids. NCBI's taxonomy places the organism in Eukaryota, Metazoa, Chordata, Actinopteri, Salmoniformes, Salmonidae.